Molecule: messenger RNA, 1198 nt
Organism: Malaclemys terrapin pileata
Lineage: Eukaryota; Metazoa; Chordata; Testudines; Emydidae
Product: V-type proton ATPase subunit S1-like protein
Exons: 7
Coding region: 38-1066 (342 amino acids)
Cellular component (GO): proton-transporting V-type ATPase complex
Source: RefSeq, a predicted model, not a curated record
AGAUGUGCUGGGUCAGGAGAGGCAGAUUCCUUUCUCAAUGGAAAAAAACAUUGCUUUUAGCUUUUUACUCCUCUUUUUAUGUGUAGGAUUUUCAGUCUCUGUGGAUCAAAUGUUUGUAAGAAUGGAUGGAAGUUCACAUGCAUUUUCAUACCAAGAGCUGCCCCAAAGAAAUGACCGACGUUAUGAGGGUGGUGUGAAGCCAAAACGUAACUUAAAACAAGUAGCAAUUACACAGGUGGUCAGUUACAACUUGAGUAGAAAAGGACAAUCAGAAAGAGACUCUUGGAGGACAUUGCCACACAGCCCUGUGAAUGUCACCAUUAAUGGAAGUCCCUGCAUUCUUUUCUGGGCAAGGAGGAUAAUGAUUAAAUUUAAAAACCAUACACAGCUGGACUUGACAGAGAAGACAUUUGGUGUACGUGCAACCGUGGAUGUUGGAGAUUCCAACUGCAGUGAAGACAGUGCAAUGCUUUCACUUAAGUUUGGUGACAUGGACAACCUCAAGGGGCUUGUUAUUAGAUUUUUAUUGACAAACAGUUAUUACAAGCUGUCUGUUCAGAACUGGUUUAGUUUAUACAGAAUACAGCUGCUUUACAACCAUUCUGUGCAAGCAACAUUUAACACAACCAGAAUAUAUGCUCCAGCAAGUUAUUCCUAUCACUGUGAACAUGUGAGCAGCUUGCAGAGGUAUGAUGCACUCCUGAUGCCCAGCUCCGCAAACGAUGUGUCCAGGCUCUGGGAAGUCACGUUUAUCGAUUUCCAGAUUCAAGGCUUUAACGUAGAAGGAGGACAGUUUGCUUAUGCCAAAGAUUGUGCAUCCUUUUUUUCACCAGCAAUUCUGAUGGGCUUGAUUAUGUCACUGAUUCUGCUUCUAGUCCUGGCCUAUGCUCUCCAUAUGUUGAUCCACCUGAAGUCUCUUGAUAGGCAUUAUGAAAGCAAAGCCUCUCCUGCCUAUUUUGCACAAAUGAAAGACCGUGACAUGGCAGAUGAAAAAGAACCACUGAGAAGCAAUGGAAAUGAGUCCUAUGAACUUAGAAGUCAACAGUUUUGUAAAGUCUAUAUUUAGAAGAGUGUGUCUCAUUCAGGCUAUUGGUAUUUUCUUUCCGCUAUUCUGUGCUGUUUAGUUGUACAGUAGCUAAAAGUGUUCAAAUGAUUUAUUUGAUCAAAGAAUAAAUAAAUAUAUCAGACUGCUUGUUUA